AUGGAAUUCUUACAUGAGUAUUUAUUAGAAAGCGAUGAAGAUGAGGAUAUUGUCCAACUGUUACAUUAUAAACGUCGACCAUAUAUUAUAAAACAAAGACAAAACCACUUUGAGGAUUUAGACGACCAAGAUUUUUUUGUUAGAAUUCGGUUAAAAAAGAGUACAGUUUUGUCAAUCUUGGUUAAAAUUGAGACGAGAUUAGAAUUCCAAACUGACAGGAAUCGCAGCAUCUCUCCUAUCGACCAAUUGCUCCUUGCACUGAGAUUCUAUGCUGCAGGAACGUUCUUGAUUUCAUGUGGCGAUUAUUUUAAUGUUAGUAAGACCAGUGCCUGUAAUAUUGUAAAAAGAGUAUCUACUGCGCUUGCAGAAUUGGCACCAGAAUAUAUACGUAUGCCUACUGGUGACCAAAUAGAUAAAUCACAAGAACAAUUUUAUGGAAAAGCUAGAUUUCCACAGGUGAUAGGCAGUAUCGACUGUACUCAUAUUAGCAUUAUUUCGCCAGGUGGACCACGUGCAGAGACAUUCCGGAAUCGAAAGGGUUUUUUUUCAUUGAAUGUUCAAACUGUGUCCUCGGUGGAUUUAAAAAUUUUGGAUGUUGUUGCUCGUUGGCCAGGAUCGGCCCAUGAUCAACACAUUUUUGAUAAUUCAUUAUUAAAGCAAAGGUUUGAAAAUAAUGAGUUUGGUAAUGCUUUGCUAGUGGGUGAUAGCGGAUAUCGUAAUACCAAAUAUUUGGUAACACCUUUGCUGAAUACCCGAAAUAGAGUAGAAGAACUAUAUAAUGAAUCUUUAAUAAGAACUAGAAAUUCAGUGGAACGGCAAUAUGGCGUGUGGAAGAGAAGAUUUCCUGUACUUGCACUCAAGCUCCGAUUGAAACUAGAAACUGCAAUGACAGUAAUUGUUGCUACAGCAGUGCUACAUAACAUAGCAAUAAAUGCAAAGGAAGAAAUACCUCCAUAUGAUCCUGGAAUAAAUGUAAAUACUGUCGAGGUAGAUAACCUUGAUAUAGAAGAUGGUGAAUUACUAGGAAAUGCUAGAAAUCAACUUUUGGCGAAUUAUUUCCCUAACCUCUUAAAUUAAUAUUUAUAACAUAAUAAUCAAUUUUAUUUAGAUAUUAUUUG
This is a messenger RNA of Onthophagus taurus, 1118 nucleotides long. The record is from RefSeq and is a predicted model, not a curated record. Lineage: Eukaryota; Metazoa; Arthropoda; Insecta; Coleoptera; Scarabaeidae.